AUGGCAUCGAUUCCCGAUCCCAAAAGGCAAUUCAAAGAAUUUCAACAGUCAUUUUUCAAAGCUCUUGUCUCUGCCACUGCAGCCAGCAAUGCGAUUCCAGUCAAUGACGUCGGUUAUUUGAGAUCGCUCGAUCGCCAGUUCGCCAAAGAUCUCGACACGUGUGGAUCUCGACUUUUGAAAACGUCGAACCAGUUACUUCAACAUUGCAGCGCUGACACAGGUGUCGAAGCCAGCACAUACGAAGACGUGGACGAUGUGAAUGAACGUUAUGGCGGUGUUGUUGACGUUGUUGACGGUUUGCUUGAAAAAGCUGAUGUCUGCUUGGAUGAAAUGUUAGGCCGUACUGGCAAAGGCAAUGAUCAAAUAAAGCAACAAGCGGCCGAAGUAGCACAGGUGUCCAAGGGCAAAUUGGAAUACAAGCUGUUGCACGCAAGCAAUAUCGUCCGUCCUCAGAUGAAAUUCAAGGAUGCUGUCGAUAACUCAAACAGCACUCCGUUUAUUCGCAAAAUCAAGCACAAGCCCCAUGCCCAAGUGCCUUUGGAAUAUGGUGUCACUCCCGACAUGGUUGAAGGAAUCGAAGGAGGCAAACUGACACACUCAUUGCCUCAUCCAUACGAAUACGAGAUUCAGCACAUCAAGUACCCUGACUUUAUGUUUCAAGCAAAGGAACGCAUCAUGUACGAGCCUUUUGAUACGACCACUGCAGCUUGGGUAGACGACGAUGCAUCGUUGGAAAAAAUGAUGGACGAGCUAGCAAAGGCACACGAAAUCGCUAUCGAUUUGGAACAUCACAACUACAGAAGUUACCAGGGCUUUACGUGUUUGAUGCAAAUCAGUACCCGCGAGCAUGACUUUAUUGUGGAUACUUUGCAGUUGCGCGACCGUCUUUGGCAGUUGAACGAAUACUUUGCUGAUCCCAACGUCGUCAAGGUGUUACACGGUGCGGAUAGUGAUAUCAUUUGGCUGCAACGCGAUUUUGGAUUGUACAUUGUCAAUCUCUUUGAUACGUACUUUGCUUCUCAAUUGUUGGAAUUCCCACAAAAAAGCUUGGCCUAUUUGCUGAGAACAUACUGCAAUGUUGAGGCCGACAAAAAAUAUCAGCUUGCCGAUUGGAGAAUUAGACCUUUGCCUGAGGAAAUGCUCAAAUACGCCCGGGCAGAUACGCACUACCUUUUAUACAUUUACGACUGCGUACGGAACGAACUGAUAGAACGAUCGGCCGCCAACGACAACUUAUUACGAGCAGCACUUCAACGGUCCGCCGGUGUCGCAGCACAAAAGCACGAAAAAGAAGUCUAUGAUUUGGAAACUGGCGAAGGACCUAAUGGUUGGAAGGGUCUGUUACGAAAAUGGCAACACCCGAUGACUACUCAGCAAAUGGCAGUCUUUAAAGCAUUACAUCAAUGGCGCGAUGUGACAGCACGCGAGCAAGACGAAUCUGUACGCUUUGUCUUACCUAAUCAUAUGUUGUUUUCACUCGUUGAACGCAUGCCAUCUGAUUCUGCCGGCGUGAUGGGAUGCUGCAAUCCGUGUCCACCACUGGUUCGAAUGAACGCACAAUCGAUUGGUAUUCUGAUACAAAAGACGCGCAUGGAUGCAGUAUUACCAUCAUCAGCACAAUCAUCAGCAGCAACACAACAACAGCCGAUAAAGACCGAAACACUUACUGAAAAGAAACCAGCAACGUCAAUUACAAGUAUACCAAUCAAGAAAAUCAAAGUUGCAAAAAUGGAAGUUGAUCCUUCGGCAUUCGAUUUGUCAAAGGUGGAUCACUUACGACGAGAACAUGCAGAAAUGGUUGGCAAGGCCGUGUCGAGUUUGUUUGGUGAAGCUAUGGAUGACGCAAUUGAUGAUGCUUUAAACGAAUCUACGCGUGCCUUAGUAGAUGAAAUUCGAUCCAACUUGAGAUUGACCUUACCUUUCGAAGGAUUGAAGUUCAAGCAGAAAGUAAAGGAAGAACCAUUGUCGUCGCCAUCCGCAGCAACAGCCCAGGCCGAACAAUCAUCCAGCAACCAACAGCAGCCAGCCGAACUUUUGUAUGUGGCGCCUGAAAAACGCGAAACAAAGAAGCGAAAGGCGGUAGAAGCAUCAUCAUCAACAACAACAACAACACAACAAGAACACGCUGUACAAGAAGAGCAAGAUGCUAUCGUGCUAAAAGAUACCAUGCGCAAGACGAAAAAGAAGAAAGGUAGCAAGAAAAAGAAGAGCAAGACUCCUCCUCAAGAGUAA
This is a messenger RNA of Zychaea mexicana, 2232 nucleotides long. RefSeq names its product ribonuclease H-like domain-containing protein. Gene Ontology annotation, biological process: poly(A)-dependent snoRNA 3'-end processing; exonucleolytic trimming to generate mature 3'-end of 5.8S rRNA from tricistronic rRNA transcript (SSU-rRNA, 5.8S rRNA, LSU-rRNA); nuclear polyadenylation-dependent rRNA catabolic process. The transcript is spliced from 5 exons. The record is from RefSeq and is a predicted model, not a curated record. Lineage: Eukaryota; Fungi; Mucoromycota; Mucoromycetes; Mucorales; Lichtheimiaceae. Gene Ontology annotation, molecular function: nucleic acid binding; 3'-5'-RNA exonuclease activity; nucleotide binding. Bases 1 to 2232 code for a protein of 743 amino acids. Gene Ontology annotation, cellular component: nuclear exosome (RNase complex); nucleolus.